AGCUGACCCAGCCUCUGGCUGUGAGAGAGAGCAGCUAGAAGCUGAGACAAGCAAACUCCUCAGUUCCUGCAGGGGACCUAGUGCUAAAGCCUACAGCCAUGACCCGGGACCUGAAGGUGAAGAUGCUGGGAGGUGAAGAGUUCCUGGUGUCCCUGACUAACUCCAUGACGGUGUCAGAACUGAAGAGGCAGAUUGCCCAGAAGACUGGUGUGCCAGCUUUCCAGCACCGCCUGGUCCACCCAAGUGGUGAGAUGCUACAAGAGGGCGUUACCCUCAUCAGCCAGGGCCUGUGCCCUGGCAGCACAGUCAUGCUGAUGGUACAGAAUUGCAACAACCCUCUGAACAUCCUGGUGAGGAAUGAGAGGGGCCGCAGCAGUAUCUAUGAAGUCCGGCUCACACAGACGGUGGCAGAGCUUAAGAGGCAGGUGUCCCAGCAGGAGCAAGUACAGGAAGACCAAUUUUGGCUGAGCUUUGAGGGAAGGCACAUGGAAGACAAACAGCCACUGGGGGAGUAUAGCCUAACGCCCCAGUGCACAGUGUUCAUGAAUUUGCACCUGCGGGGGGAAAUGUCCAUCUGUUGCCUUCUCUUCUACAUCUCUACUGAGGCCGGGUGA
Messenger RNA from Peromyscus eremicus (cactus mouse), 614 nucleotides. RefSeq names its product ISG15 ubiquitin like modifier (gene Isg15). The record is from RefSeq and is a predicted model, not a curated record. The transcript has 3 exons. The coding region runs from base 99 to 614 and encodes 171 amino acids. Gene Ontology annotation, molecular function: polyubiquitin modification-dependent protein binding. Gene Ontology annotation, biological process: ubiquitin-dependent protein catabolic process. Lineage: Eukaryota; Metazoa; Chordata; Mammalia; Rodentia; Cricetidae. Gene Ontology annotation, cellular component: cytosol.